Messenger RNA from Dacryopinax primogenitus, 684 nucleotides. RefSeq lists its product as uncharacterized. The record is from RefSeq and is a predicted model, not a curated record. The coding region runs from base 1 to 684 and encodes 227 amino acids. The transcript has 2 exons. Lineage: Eukaryota; Fungi; Basidiomycota; Dacrymycetes; Dacrymycetales; Dacrymycetaceae.
AUGGCUACAUCCGGACAUGACACUGGACCCAACGUCCAAAGAGUAGAAAGCAGUCGCUUCAUGUUGAUGGAGAACAAAACCAAUCAAGAGAAGAUUGUACAGAAGAGGAAGUCGAGUUGCGCCAGGCUGGAAACGGAGUUCAAGAAGGCCCAAGAUGCAUGUAUUGCAGAAGAAAAAAAGCUUUCCGACAUUUGCGGAAGACUAGCGAGUACCGAAGACGAGUUGAAGGCCGCUCAGCUCUUGGACGCGAUCUCACACAUGUUGCUGCAAAGGACGCUCUCCCUGAACGCUGAGCGGGCGAUGCUGAACAACUCAACAUCCACUCAUGAUCAGACAAAGAGAGGAGUCAGUGAACAGGACUCCGAGGAUAAUGCCGGAGAUGAAUCUCCCGCUACUGAAGACAUCGAGUUGGAGAGCAUCGGCGACGAGGCAGAAAAAUCUGAGGAAAACGAAGAUGCUACACCAUCUGAGGAAGUGCCCAAUACACCUCCUUCCAGCCAAGCCCGGAAGCGCACCCACUCCACAGGAGGCGCCGGGCAGAAGACACCUCAAAAACGCGUCAGGCCAUCCAGAUCUCAAUGUGCCAAAAAGAAGGUUCGCUUCUUUAGCCCGUUAGUUACGUUUGACGAGAGGAUUGAAGAUUUACGCGACGAUCAGGACGAUGGUUCCACGGCCUCCACGUAA